CGGGAACACGGGGGGCCACGGUCAGAGGGAGGAGGACCGGAAGCUGUUUGAAAGCCGUGAGCGGGAGUUUGUCAGCAGGGGGAGAAACCGGCACCCGGAGCGAAGACAUGGACCCCCUGCAGGAGCUCCUGGACCGGGUCAAGCCCAGCACCGAGGCGGAGUCCCUGUGGUUAAAGAACAUCUUCACCUUCAUCUCUGAACACCUGAGUCCUGUGGUGUGUAGCUCCGCCCCCUCGCAGACAGGUAACCACGGUGACCUCAGCCUCUUCGAUCUGAGCAUGUGUGCGGUGCAGGCGAUCCAGCAGCAGAUGUGUGUGGCCCACAGCUUACCUGUCAGCUACAGGCUGCUGUCCGUCUCCGAGCUCGUCUCCCAGCAGCACCUGGCCUGCGUCAGCAACCUGUCCUGGAGCACCAAUCAGCAGAGAGCCUGGGCCAGGGAGGCGGAGCUCGCCGUGCCGGGUCAGAGGGCGCUGCCGAGGGUCAACCUGCUGCUGAUUGGCUGUCUGAGAGAAGGCCGUGACGGAGAGUACAGGCUGACGGACGCCAGCGGCAGCGUCAUGUGUGAGUGCCUGUCUCUCUCGCCCCUGUGGCUCGAUCGUCCCAUUUUCCUCCCUCACUGGAACUACAUUCCCCACAAUGCAUCGGGCCAGGAAGAGGCCGCAGGCUUCUUGGAGCUGAUUGGCUCCCCUGUCCUGUUGUGUCCUGGUGCUGAGCAGGGAUUGGCUGCUGCUCCUGGAAGGGUGGAGCUAAGUGGAGUGGUGGGAGUCGGAGAGGCCGGCAGGCUGCUGAGGCACAGGGUCAAAGGUCAGCGGCUGAGCGUGUUCGGAGAGGUGGGCUCAGUCUGCCCUCUGCUGGCCGUGGCAGGAACGACCUUCUUUUGCUUCACGCUGACGGAUGAGUCGCGCUCGCUGCCCGUGCUCGUACAGGACAGCAGCCGACUCAGCUGGAUUCAGCGUGUGUGUGUCGGGCAGAGCGUGUGUGUGACAGCUCUACGUGUGUGUGCGCUACGAGGCUGGAGAGGAAACAACAUCCUGUGUUUGUCGAAGGGCUCCGAGCUGCACGCCGACUACACGCACACACAGGAACACACACACUCUGAGUCCCUGCUGCUGAUGUCACAGCCUGCUGAGGACGACUGUGAGGAGGCAGAGCAUGAGGAGGUGGAGCUGGACCAAUCAGCUGAGAGGAUAAAGCAAUCCAAAGUCAUCAGCUACCAGGGCAUGGUGACUGAAGUUGUGAGUGAGGGGGCGGGGCUCUACGUGCUGGAUGGGAAGGUGGGUCUGUGCGUGGCCUAUCAGCCGGCGGCAAAGAGGAAGCUGAGGGCGGGAGACAGAGUGGAGUUGCAUCACGCCCACUUUCUGUACCGGCCCUGCCCAGACUUCCCUCCCAGCAUGCUUUGCACCUGCCUGCGCUCCAGCCUGAGGGUGACGGCCUUCAGCAGGGCGGGAGGGUCGCCACCCGACAACCGCUGCCCGGGAGAUGGGGCGUUACCAAGGUUACUGCUGCAGAGAAACAUAGAUGUGUCCGAUUACCUGUGGACGUGUCACCUAAGCUCGCAGCUGGCACACAGUCUGGUCCAAGGUGUGUGGAGGCAGCAGUGUGUGUGCUUGCUGUCCUGGAGGCUGAUGGAGACUCAGAGCAGAGCUGGAGGACGAGGACGCAGAGACAUCUACUCUGAGAUGCUGGACGAGCCUCACACCUGUCCUGUGACUCAGUACAGCGUGUCCUCAGCGGUCCGUCGGUACCUCGGUGUGUCGGAGCUCCUGGAGUCCCUGCAGACUGACUGCUGGUCUUCAGCCCCUCUGAGCUCUCUGCUGCCCCCUGAUGGCUCCAACCUGACCUCCUCCCAGAUCAACGGGUUCCUGUCCUGGUCUUGCAGGACUCUGUCCUCCGAGCCUCGGGGUGGAGACGCUGUCAGGCAGCGCCCCCUGCUGCUGGUCGGCGUGCUGGAGCUGCCGUCACAGACGUCUGAGUUCAAACACUCGAUGCAGCUCAGAGACGCCACGGGAGCUGCAGCCUGCGUGCUGACGGAGAGCAGCGAGGAGGAGGAGGGAGCGCAGAGGGCGGUCUUUAACAGCGCCUGGAUUGGUUGUCUGGUGGGUGUGGUGCAGUUCACCAUGGUGACAGAGAGAUUCCUCCAAUCAGAUUUCCCCUCCUACCAUCACCUGGACCAGGACAGGUUCAUCACACACAAACACUGCAGGGUUUACCUUCAGCUCUCUCUGGACCACCUGCACAUCCUGAGUCCAUCUGUUGCUAUGGAGACACACCUGAGACACAAGGGGGAGGAGCCAGGAGGGGACCUCACUGCCAGGAAGCAGACAGUAGAAGAAGAAGGAGAAGAGACUGCUGGGAGUAAGAGGAAGAGAAGAGAAGAAGAAGAAGCAGACUCCGGCAACCCCUGGCCCUAUGUCUCCAUGGUGAUCAGGGUGGAGCAGAUGGAGGGUGUGUCCUGGAGGAAUACAGGGGCGGAGGCAGAGGAUCAGGAGGCAGGGCUGAGACUGUGCUUCUCAGCGAAAGCUGCUGUGAUUGGUCCAGUGGUCAGCUGGAGGCGGGACCCAAAGAAUGAACCAAUGGCAGAGAAAGAAAGUGAACAAAACCAGGAGAGAAAGGUGAGAGACGCACCUGUGUGGGUUUACCUGAGCUCACCUGGAUACACAGUUACGUGUGUGUGUGUGCAGGUGGUGCUGGUGUUCUCAGGUGUGUGUACGUGGUGGUUUCCUGUCCUCCAGCCUGGAUGUUUCUACAGACUCAUCGCCGCUAACACUCAGGAUCCCAGUGUUUUGAUUGGCUGUGGAGUUUCUGGGUGCAGUGGGGUGGAUCUCCACGCUGAGUCAACCCUACAAGUCAGACGUGGUUGGAGAUUCCACACUCUGACACGCCCACUGCUGCUGCCCACCUGCAUACAGGCCGUCCCACCCACAGUCUUGUCUGUCUCAGAGGUCUUAGACUGCAGUUCAGAGCUGGUGUGUUUUCAGGGUGUGGUGUCUGAAAGGAUCAGUGUGAACAACAGGACUGCCCACUCUGGACACACACACUCAGGUGUGCGUCUCACUCUUUGUGACCAAGCUGGGAGGAGUCUGCAGGUGUACCUGGACUUAAGCCACACCCCCUACCCACCUGGCCUGUUGCCGGGUAACACUCUGCUGUUGUCUGGUUUCCAGAGGAGGCUGUCCAGGACAGGAAGUGUGUACUGCACGUACUUACCUGUCAGCUCGAUAACUGUGGUCUCCCUGGGAGACACCAGCUCGGCCCAGCCUCCUCCUCCUGCUCCCAUCAUGCACCUGGGUGAGUGGGCUCUGAGCAGCAAGCAGAGGUGCACUGUGGGACAGGUCAAAGGUCACGUGGUGUGUUUCCUGUUCCUGCAACUGCAGUGGAGCUGCUCGCUGUGUGGCAGCGUGUACACACAGGGCUGCAGCAGCUCUCAGUGUCACUCGACCUCGUCAGUGUUUCAGUCCACAGCAAAGCUGGUGAUUGAUGACGGGACAGGUGAGGCUCACGUCUGGUUCUCAGCUGUUCUGGUUCGUGCUCUGCUGGGAUUGGCUGACGCUCAGUGGGAGGGGCUUCAGAGAGCACUCAGGGUCAGAGGUCACAUCAGAGUCUUCCCUCGUGGGCAGAGCCAGGUGUGUGACGGGGACGCUGACGACUUCCUCCUCCACUUCCUGUUGUGUCUGUGCAGCAGUGAUGUCAUGAUUCGGCCGCUCAGCCUCACCUGCAGGAAACGCACCAACCAGAGACCAGAAGAGGUGAGGAGGUUCACUCGAGGAGACAGAGAGUUCCUGACCAGACUGGCUCCUCCCCUUCAGCUCACCUGUCUGCACCUCCACCCUGACUGAGCUCCACCUGCUUCGUUCUGAUUUUAUGUUCUACAUGUUCAUACAAAUAAAACUUUAUUGUUCCUCCUCCUGUCACACGGUAUCUCACCUUCACUGACCCUGAUGAUCAGGGUCAGAGGUCACACGAAGCUCUCUGGGUUUAACCUCACACGAAAGGGGCGGAGCUGUCAUCAUCACAAAGGGGCCUAUAACAGGUCAUGUGACCCUUCUACAGGAAGUGAUCCCUGUGAGUGGCGCCCACAUCAGAGACGUACCCGAACAGGU
Oreochromis niloticus (Nile tilapia) is the source of this 4100-nucleotide messenger RNA. RefSeq names its product CST complex subunit CTC1. Gene Ontology annotation, cellular component: CST complex. Gene Ontology annotation, molecular function: telomeric repeat DNA binding; single-stranded DNA binding. Bases 108 to 3836 code for a protein of 1242 amino acids. The transcript is spliced from 24 exons. The record is from RefSeq and is a predicted model, not a curated record. Gene Ontology annotation, biological process: telomere maintenance via telomere lengthening; positive regulation of DNA replication. Lineage: Eukaryota; Metazoa; Chordata; Actinopteri; Cichliformes; Cichlidae.